Messenger RNA from Chanos chanos (milkfish), 614 nucleotides. It is a transcript of the gene cxcl14, whose product is annotated as chemokine (C-X-C motif) ligand 14. Gene Ontology annotation, cellular component: extracellular region. The transcript has 4 exons. The coding region runs from base 211 to 510 and encodes 99 amino acids. Gene Ontology annotation, molecular function: chemokine activity. The record is from RefSeq and is a predicted model, not a curated record. NCBI's taxonomy places the organism in Eukaryota, Metazoa, Chordata, Actinopteri, Gonorynchiformes, Chanidae. Gene Ontology annotation, biological process: immune response.
AGUACGGGACACGGCACAGCAGAGCGUAUUGAACCUGCUAAGUUCGUGAGCACUUAACAGCACAAAAGACAUCCAGGAAAAAAGAGACAUUGUUCACACAAUACUACACAGAAAUUGUGUACGGAUACCGACUAUAUAGCGCAUUUGUCCUUUUAAAAGCGGAGAAGGACAUCCGAGUUCGAAGUGGUUCUUAAUCGCUUAACCGGCGAGAUGAAUCGUUGCACAGCCGCGCUACUUUUGUUGAUCAUUGCCUUGUAUUCUCUUAACACAGAAGCAUAUAAAUGCAGGUGCACGAGGAAGGGCCCAAAGAUUCGGUACAAGGAUGUACAGAAGCUUGAGAUCAAACCAAAACAUCCAUUCUGCCAGGAAAAGAUGAUAUUUGUUACCAUGGAGAAUGUGUCCCGGUUUAAAGGUCAAGAAUACUGCCUUCACCCCCGCCUUCAGAGCACCAAGAAUCUGGUAAAGUGGUUCAGAAUCUGGAAAGACAAGCACAGGGUGUAUGAAGCCUAAACGUUUAUCAUAUGCACAACAACAUCAGAGGUUUAAAAUACCUACAGCAAUGCACAAGAGCAGCUGGGGAGCUGGGAAUCUACCGAGGACCAAUCUUUUUGGUG